This is a messenger RNA of Malassezia vespertilionis, 411 nucleotides long. RefSeq names its product histone H3.1 (gene HHT1). The record is from RefSeq and is a predicted model, not a curated record. Gene Ontology annotation, cellular component: nucleosome. Lineage: Eukaryota; Fungi; Basidiomycota; Malasseziomycetes; Malasseziales; Malasseziaceae. Gene Ontology annotation, molecular function: DNA binding; structural constituent of chromatin; protein heterodimerization activity. The transcript has 2 exons. Bases 1 to 411 code for a protein of 136 amino acids.
AUGGCGCGUACAAAACAGACCGCCCGCAAGUCAACCGGUGGCAAAGCGCCCCGUAAGCAACUGGCCACGAAGGCCGCCCGCAAAUCCGCUCCCUCUGCUGGUGGUGUGAAGAAGCCGCACCGCUACAAGCCCGGUACGGUGGCGCUGCGCGAGAUCCGCCGCUACCAGAAAUCGACUGAGCUGCUUAUCCGCAAACUCCCAUUCCAGCGUCUUGUGCGUGAGAUUGCCCAGGAUUUCAAGACCGAUCUCCGCUUCCAGUCGUCGGCGAUUGGUGCACUCCAGGAGGCGAGCGAGGCGUACCUCGUAUCCCUCUUUGAAGACACGAACCUCGCUGCCAUCCACGCAAAGCGUGUUACGAUCCAGCCCAAGGAUAUCGCCCUUGCUCGCCGUCUCCGCGGUGAGCGCUCCUAA